CAUGUAGGCGUGGCUCCACGAAUCAGCUCGACAUCUCAUAGCUCUGUCAGCCCUAGUCUGGUCAGUUAGGUAUGUCAGGAGCUAAGUUUACACCCGUGCUGGUUCACUGGCAGAGAAACGAAGAAGGAGAUAAAGUGCAACUUCUGAAUUCUACAGACAAAGAUGCUGACGCUGACAGUCUAUCGUCUGACCAAGACCCUAAAAGAUCACAGCCUCGAUCACAGCACUCACGAGAUCAUGCCUUGUUUAAGACCCCGACCAUCGUCUACGUCAUCUCUUUCUUCUCGAUCAUCGGCGGGUUCCUCUUCGGCUACGACACGGGCGUGAUUGCAGGCGCACUGCUGGAAUUGGACGAGGAAUUCGGCCUGGACGCCACGCACAAAGAGCUUGUAGUCAGCGUCACGGUGGCUGCAGCGGCCCUGGGUGCGCUGGGCGGGGCCGGUCUCAACGAGAAGCUGGGCAGGAAGAGGUCCAUUAUGAUUGCUUCGGCCAUCUUCUUUGUUGGGGCGUUGAUAAUGGCAGGGGCUCCCCCAGCCGAUUGGGGUGGACCAUUGUACUUGCAGGCCGAUUUGUUGUUGGCCUUGGCAUAG
This is a messenger RNA of Geodia barretti, 590 nucleotides long. The record is from the annotation of a GenBank genome assembly. NCBI's taxonomy places the organism in Eukaryota, Metazoa, Porifera, Demospongiae, Tetractinellida, Geodiidae.